UGAUUGGCCGCCGCGAUUUAAAUGGCAGAUUUGAAUCCGUCUCGCGAGGAACAAGAGGACGACGCAGACGCUCUCUCGAUUUUCCUGCAAAAUGGCCCAAAAUAUCGCACCAGGGAACAGCACGACGGCGAGUCCGAGUAAAGGGAGCAGCGACAGAGCCAUAGCGGGGAGAGACUCGCACUCAGUCAGUAAAAGACUUCAACAUGAGCUCAUGACUUUGAUGAUGUCAGCAAACAAAGGCAUCUCGGCUUUCCCGGAAGGUGACAAUCUCUUUAAAUGGAUCGGCACAAUCACUGGUCCAGCAUCCACGGUAUAUGAGGGACUCUCCUACAAACUCUCUCUAGAAUUCCCUAGCAGUUAUCCAUACAGCGCGCCAACAGUCAAGUUCGUCACCUCAUGCUUCCAUCCAAAUGUCGACCUCCAUGGUAACAUCUGUCUAGACAUCUUAAAAGAGAAGUGGUCUGCGUCUUAUGAUGUGCGAUCGAUUCUCCUUUCGAUCCAGUCAUUACUUGGAG
Molecule: messenger RNA, 515 nt
Organism: Penaeus monodon (black tiger shrimp)
Lineage: Eukaryota; Metazoa; Arthropoda; Malacostraca; Decapoda; Penaeidae
Gene: vih
Product: ubiquitin-conjugating enzyme E2 C-like
Source: RefSeq, a predicted model, not a curated record